AUGCCCAAAACAGGCACAGUGUGGAUAUCUCAAGUUAGAAUUCAGCCUUUUUAGUGAUUGGACCUAAAGUAAUGAAAAUAAGUGAGUAUCUCUCUCUCUCUCUCUCGGUCUCUCUCUGUCUAUCUCUCUCUCUGUAGGUCAGUAGUCACUCGGAGCCCUCCUCCCAUUCUUUGAGUCUACAGCAGCCUCCUCUCCCUCCUCCUCCCCAACCCCAGUGCAGUGUGGCCGAGCGGGACAAGCUGCUCCUCUUCUCUGAUUUCGAGGACCUCAGUGUCUCCUUCCGCAGCCUCUACAAGUCUGUCUUUCAGCAGUCCUUCAGCCAGCAAGGUGGGUCAAGGGAAACAGCACUCUGAAGCAGACCGGUUUGAAAUAGUGUUUUAGAUGAGCCUGCUUGGUGCAAACAAGCUCUAUCAAACGCCUUCAAAGUAUUUGAAAGGAAACAAGCACGUGCACAGCUAACGUCAUACCCGGUUGAUGAGAAAACAGUGUGGGAAACACUAGUGGGAAUGAAACGCAUGCUUUUUCUACAUAAUUAUUUUACAGGUUAGCUAAAAGCACAAGGUAAUCUCCUACACCACAGUUUGGACACUUACGUUAAACAGUAAUACAAGUUUUAGUGUGAAUUCCUCUUUUGUACUUAAACAAAUAAUAAUUUGUGCCACAGAUCUACAAUCGUUGCGCUACUCAGUCAAACGAGCAAAAGCAAUCAAGGGGAAGUAGCUUUGAAACUUGCUACUAGAUUGUGACGCUUCUAAGUAAUUGCUUCCUGCAGCAUCCUAUUGGGUCAACAGGCUUCCUCCUGCUUGUGUUACGAUCCACCUUCUUUAACCCCAGACAUGGACACGCUCUGUCGAUCGCCUCACUUUUGCCUGAAAUCAACCUUUAAAAAUAGUUUAUUUUUAUUGUUUAAAAAAAAAACAUUGUACAAGUCGCAGCAACGAGCUGAAUUGUGUACAACAAUACAAUUAUGAAAUUGCUCCGGCCAAACGCUACGCCACGCCAACGGACGUUAGUUUCUUCUCCGCAAUGAGUCUGGAUCUGAGUACCUCCCAGAUGAUUUCUAGAAUGGAAAUCCUUUCUAGACCGUCUGAUUGGUCCCAGCAACCGAUGGGUUGGGCCAGAACCAUAACACACGUGGCUAAAGCGGCGUUUUGAACAUUCAUCAUUGGCUUUGAUACUCUGAUAGGUUAGAGAUCAUCCAAUCGUUGAUUACUUUGUUUUCUACAACACCCCUCAUUUUGACGCCACCACAAACAAUUUCAAUUAUAGCAGUAUCAGACUGAAGUAUGUAGCGAAUGAUAGAGCAGAGGAAGAAUUCAGUUUGAGUUGUCAGGUAAGUACUCCAGCACUUUGGAUUUUAAAUGAUACAAUGACUCUGAGGUUAAAGGCCCAGUGCAGUCAAAAAAUUUAUUAUCCUGUGUUUUAUAUACUUCCACACUAUGAGGUUGGAAUAAUACUGUGAAAUUGUGAUAAUAUUUGAAAAGACCACCUGCAAUUUCAGCCUGUUGUGGUGGGAUGGAGUUUUGGUCUGCCUGGUGACAUCACCAGAUGAUAAAUUAGUCAAUAGACCAAUAACAGCUAGUUUUCUAAGAAGCUAUUUUUGUUUUUGACCAUUUUAAUUUAAAAUAAUCACAGUAAGGUACUUAAUUGUUUCCCAAAAAUUAUUUGAUAUUGAGAUAGAAACGUCUGCAUUGGAGCUUUAAAGUGCAUACUUUCAGCUUUAAUUUGUGGGUAUUUUCAUCCAUAUCAGGUGAACCGUUUAUAAAUUACAGCACUUUUUGUACAUAGUUGUACAAAUUCACUUAUGUGUAUUAAAGUAGUCAAAAGUUUUUAGUAUUUGGUCCAAUAUUCCUAGCACGCAAUGACUACUGUACAUCAAGCUUGUGACUCUACAAACUUGUUGGAUGCAUUUGCAGUUUGUUUUGGUUGUGUUUCACAGGGUUCAUUGGCCAAUUCAUUGAAAACUUUGGCUUUGGCUUGCUUUUAUAGAGCUGGUACUACCUGUUUGCUGAAGUGAGUGCAAGAGGGACGUUCGUAACGUGGCUCCAGCACUUUCACGAGAUGCUGAAACACCCUAUUCUCAACCACCGAGAAUGGGCGUAUAUCCGCAGCUAUAAACCAAAGACUGUAAAAUAUAUAAACAUAGACUACCUAUUGGUCUUAUUAUUUAUUUGGCCCGAUCAGAAUCAGCUGCCAAGGGCUGCUUCAAUGCAGAGGGGAGACGAUUUUGUUUUGUUUCUUUGUGUUUCCGUCUUGCUCCGGCAUACUGGGGUGAUGUCGGCGUAAAUGUGUUAACAUUUGAGGUGUUGGCAGCUGCAUAGACUAUUCUGGUUGAGCGUGGCGACAUACUGUUAACGUUUUAUCCACAACUCUCUGUCCAUCAGCGUUGUAAUCUACUGGGAAGCCAAAAUGUGGCGAUUUAAAGGAUGAUGGAGGAUCCUCCCAUUCUGGUUUACUGACCCCACCACUCGCCAUCGUACAGAACUACUCAAAAGGCAUAGGCCUACAACACAGCAUAGGAAUAGCCUGUAGGCCUAGUGUUUUAAUUUAGUAAAUAUAUAUUUUUAUGUACUUUCACAGUGCUGACCAAACCGAGGUCCCCGGUAUGGUACAAAUAUGUGUACCGUUACACCCCUAGCGUUAAUGUGCAUUAAUUAAAGGAGGCAACUAUUUAUGCAUUGCUCAGUUUGGUGAACUCUAGUCGAGUUAAGUAAAUCGCCUCCUUAUCGUACAUUGUUAUAUAAAUUUAAAUGGUACAAAUUAAAUCACGCUGCCAGAUUAAAAUUAGGUUUAUGGUAUUUUUUGCACUGAUCUGUGCGCUUUUGCGUGAAGAAAAUGUCGCUCUGUGUUCCAUUCUAUUUUUAUGGCCCCCGCAACCUAGGCAGAGUGAAGCUCACUGCCUUGCAUGCUUCUACCCAAGGAACGGCGUCAGUAGUCAUUGCCUUUUGGAGGCUGAAAUGCAGUGAGUCACCCAAGCAGCCGAGCUCCUCACCCUCCCUAGAAAACAACAACGUGUCUAGACCACGUGACGGAUGUGGACUGACUCAGUCAGGGUGAAUCGCAAACAACUUGACUACUCCUCUCCUCGUCUCCUUUCCAGCUGUGUUGUGAAAGACAGAUGAAUUCCUGCCAGUGCAAAUGAAGGUAAAGGACACAAGGAGAGGAGGCCACUUUAGACUAUUGAAGUGCCACCCUCAGAGUUUCAGUGAGAAUUCCUGGCUUGGUAAAACAGAGAUCAGUUCAGAUAAUACACACGCGCCUACAAAGAGUACAUUUCCUUAAACCAUCCGAAUGAAAUUCCCCCGGUUUGCUUCACUAUCAUUUAUUAGAGACAACAUCUCGGCAUCAGUCACGGUCACAUGCUGCACUGUAGUAGCAUAGGUGUAUUUAUUUUUCCAAAAAGGAAAAUACAAAAUAAUAUGAACAUAGUUUUAAAGCUGCAAUCCUUAAUGGUGAAAUUGCCACGUCCGUUUGUGAUAUUACAACAACAAAGAAGUUACUGCAAACAACAAACACUGAAGAAUCAAAAGGAGAUUCAAGGAAAAUGCAUAAGCAAAAUGAUUUACAGGUAGGCAGAAUGGCUAGUAAUUCUCUGUCUGUUUGUCUGUGUCCGUCCGUCUGUCUGUCUGUGUGUGUGGUUGGCCCCACAGGUAUCAUGGGUAUGCCCAGUGAAUUGAGCCAGCAGCCACGGACGUCGUGCUCCUAUCAGCACUCCCCCGGCGACACCCACCCCCACAGCCACCAACACAACCACGGUCAUGUUCAUAGCCACCCCCACCACCACCCGCCUCUCUCGCAGCACCUCUUUCCCCACGUGACGCACAACCAACAUCAAUCUCAUACGCACACUCAACAUGGGCAGCACCCUCAACACAGCCAGCACCCCAACAGUGGGCAGCAGUCCCAGCACCAUACUGGCCAGCCACCACAGAUGCCCUGCACCAGCACUUGUAAGACAUGACUGUACAGUACACACUACUAUACAUAGUACUGUAUUGUCAGAGAGUAAACACGCCCAAAUGAUGGACAGCAGAGUGCUUCUGACUAGACUAUUGGCCAUCAUUUUCCAUUAAUUUCCCACCGAUUCUAUAUGUUGAAUCAGCGCAAACAGCCACCACUUGUCGUCAACCAGCAGGAGGUCGCUAUAACAUACCGCGGCGACAGCAAGCGAUAGGACUGUCACUCUGCUUUUAGCUGUUCACCGUGGCGGUGUGUCUGGAGCUAAAGGCAGGCCUCAGGAACAGCGGCUAUCCUUAAAUGCUAGUCCCUUACUAUACAUAGCAUUGAUAUCUACAUGCUCUGCAUGGAUUCCAUUAUUUUCAGUGUUGGGGAAGCUACUCUGAAAAUAUAGUUUACCAAGCUACCAAUUACUUCACACUGGAAGAAGUUAAACUACACUUAAGCUACCCUUAAGAAAAAUAUAGUUUACUUUGAGAAAGUAGUUCACUACAUCCUAACUACUUUGUGAAAAAUGUUCAUAUCUAAAUCUGAAAUGUCAUAGACUAUACAUUUACAUUUUAGUCAUUUAGCAGACGCUCUUAUCCAGUGAGUGCAUACAUUAUUUUUUAUUUUUUUUCAUACCCCCGUGGGAAUCGAACCCACAACCCUGGCGUUGCAAACGCCAUGCUCUACCAACUGAGCUACAUCCCUGCCGGCCAUUCCCUCCCCUACCCUGGACGACGCUGGGCCAAUUGUGCGCCGCCCCAUGGGUCUCCCGGUCGCGGCCGGCUGCGACAGAGCCUGGAUUCGAACCAGGAUCUCUAGUGGCACAGCUAGCACUGUGAUGCAGUGCCUUAGACCACUGUGCAAGAACAGUUAAUUUUGGGAUCAUAUGUUAACAGAAUGUUUAAUUUAGCCUAUUAAACACAAAAACUAUGUUUCAAGUGAGAAUUAGGCAGGUCUCAAACAGUGUGUAGUUCCAGUAGUUAGCUAAACCGUUACAUGGCAAAAAAGUAAUUAACUACUGAAAACACUACCUAGAUUUGAAUUUAGUUGAACUACCACCAAGCUACUGCAAAAUGUAGUUUAAUUACUAGUUGAACGAAAUGUAGUUCAAUACUCCCCAACACUGAUUAUAUUAGCUUUGUAGUUUGUUUUUCUGCUACUCCUCAAAGCUCAUUACGCUGUGUGAAGCUGGCGUUUCUGAACCUCACCGACGUCGUUCAUUUGCCUAGACUAGUCUUUGUUUUUCCUGUGUCUCUGCACUGUGCUUUCGGCUCAGAGAAAAGGCCUAUACAAAUAGACGCUCCAUUAUCUGGGUUAGUUCUCCCUCCACAGUGGCUGGGAUGAAUAAAAGCAAUCCCCUGUCUUUGAUCCACAGCUUCAAAUGUGUUGCCGUUUGGGUUUGAGAUGAAAGGCAGAAUAUCGUUCCUCUUCACUAAUGUCUGUGAUUUCAAUUUCCUCUGUGAAAAUACAACAUCUUGUGGUCAAACGCAUCACUGCAUCUGACUCAAACAUUACAUUACUUCUGAUGGUCCUUGGCUGCCACUCUGUUGAUUACAGCACCAUGCUCUUGUCAACAUUUCCCUAACCUCGUCCCCAGGGUAAUUGCUACAACAUUAUAGAGAGCUGGCUGGUGGACGUGACUAACAUUUCCCCUACCGUUACGUAGUCUUCCUACCUAGCCCCUGUUUAGCUCUAUUGCCCACUCCCCCUACCUGAAAUUAUUUGUCUUCGAAGAAAUCGGGAGGAAUCACUGCAGUGUGUUUGUGUGUGUGUGUCUGCGCAGGUCUGUCCGCCGACUGGUACCCCAACCUAGACUGGCUGAAGGAGAGCUGUCGCAUUGCCAGCAGCUAUAAUUGGGCUGACGUGGACCUCUCUCCAUUCCACGGUAACACAGACUUGCAUAAUCCUAAAGAGAAGAAAUGGUGGUAA
Molecule: messenger RNA, 5874 nt
Organism: Coregonus sp. 'balchen'
Lineage: Eukaryota; Metazoa; Chordata; Actinopteri; Salmoniformes; Salmonidae
Source: the annotation of a GenBank genome assembly